UAAUUCUUAUGAAAUCAACAUCUGAUGUUGCAAGUUCCUGUCUUAUUCAAGCAAUUAAACCCGAAAGAAAUUUUAAAAAAACUGAUUUAUUAGAAUUUUUAAUUAAAAGAGUUGAUAAAGGGGCUUUAAAAAAUGCAUUAGAUCAUUAUAAAGUUGGAUUCAAGUUUAAUGCUGAAUCAAUCAAAACAACAAAGAAAAUUAGAUCAUUAACAGUCCAUUCAAAUCUCUAUUAUUGGAUACUUAAAAAAUAUGGUCCGAAUUCUGAAGUAACUCAGAAAUGUUUUGAUGACAUUAUUGAGUCUAGAAUUUGGGUAGAUUUAAAAUUACAGAAAACUCCAGACAGAGAAGUUCCGGAGGGACUGACUAUCGGCGCCUUUAAUUCUAUUUGCUCAAUUUAUCUCGAAUUCUGUAAUGAAAAGGUUCCAUUCAAAGCGAAUAUUUUGCAAUAUUUACAAUUGAUUAAUAAUUAUGAAAUAAUAAAUCCAUUUUUUAACUAUUGUAUUUGGUAUACAAUUAAUAGAGGAAUUACCUUUGACGAUUAG
This is a messenger RNA of Funneliformis caledonium, 542 nucleotides long. The record is from the annotation of a GenBank genome assembly. Lineage: Eukaryota; Fungi; Glomeromycota; Glomeromycetes; Glomerales; Glomeraceae.